This is a messenger RNA of Calidris pugnax (ruff), 1520 nucleotides long. RefSeq names its product eukaryotic translation initiation factor 4 gamma 1-like. Bases 177 to 1520 code for a protein of 447 amino acids. The record is from RefSeq and is a predicted model, not a curated record. Lineage: Eukaryota; Metazoa; Chordata; Aves; Charadriiformes; Scolopacidae. The transcript has 12 exons.
UGCGGGCACCGGGGGUGGGAGUGCGGGCCGCCCCCCCGCCGCGGGUCCCGGCUGAUGUCUGUCUCUCCCCUCCUCCCGCAGUCAGUCGGAUGAACGGUCUCUGCAGGCCCGCUCAGCCGGCCCAGGUUUUUCCCGCGGGGGGAUAGCGAGGGGGUCCUUAUGCACAACCCCAUGAAAUGAACAAAGCUCCACAGCCCACAGGAGGAGCCCCGACAGCCCCGCACCCUGCCCCUUCUCCCGGACUGCCGCAGCCGACGUUCCCACCCGGUCAGACGGCACCUGUGGUUUUUAACCCGGCACCGACCUCACAAAUGAAUACGCCUUCUCAGCCGCGCCAGUUUCCAGCAGGGCCUCGGGCUAUUCACCAGCAGGGAGGAUUCAGGUCUCUUCAGCAUUUCUACCAGAACAGGGCGCAGCCUCCCGCCAGCGCCUCCCGCGUGCAGAGCAACACGACGGCCCGGCCCGGCCCCCCCGCCCAUGUGUAUCCCGCCGCUUCCCCGGGGAUGAUGAUACCCUCCCAGAUAUCCUACACGCCUUCCCAAGGAGCCUACUACAUCCCCGGACAGGGUCGCUCCACAUACGUUGUCCCGACCCAACAGUACCCGGUCCAGCCCAGCGCCCCCGGUUUUUACCCUGGAGCCAGCCCCACAGAGUUCGGGACUUACGCGGGUGCUUAUUACCCGGCACAGGGGGUGCAGCAGUUCCCGGCGGGGGUCCCCACCGCCCAGGUCAUUGUGAGCCAACAGCCGCCGAUCCCCACAAAACGAGAGCGCAAGACGAUCCGGAUACGAGACCCCAACCAAGGUGGCAAAGACAUCACCGAAGAAAUCAUGUCCGGAGCAAGGACCUCAUCCACCCCCACCCCUCCACAGGCUGGAAGCGGUUUGGAGCCCCAGGCCAACGGAGAGACCCCCCAUGUAGCAGUUAUUGUCCGGCCAGAUGACCGCCCGAAGCCCGCGCUGGUGGUGAGCAAGCCCGUCUCCCUGGAGCCCAGCAAGUCGGCGUCCCCGUCACCUCCCCCUCCCCUCAUCCCCGAGGUGGAGCCCGUGGUGCUCUCGGCGGUGACGCUGGUGCCAAUGGAGCCCCCCGUGGACGCGGACACUAAAGGGGAGCCGGGCGAGGCGCCGCCCGACCCACACAAGACGUUUAGCGCCAUCACUACAGUGCCAGGGCCCGCGGAGCCCCUCCUGCCCACGCCCGACAUGGACACGGUGCCCACGGUGGCUGCGGAGGAGGAGGAGGUGGUGGCCGCCAUUCCCCUCCCGGAACCCACCCCGCAGGCGCCCCUGCCCCCCGAGGUACCCAUGGUGCCCGUUGUCCCCCCGAUGCCAGCUGUGCCCCUGCUGCCGGCCACCCCCUCGCCGCCGCCGCCCGUCGUACUGCAGGCCCCCGAAGAGCCCGCCAAACCUGCCUCCCCCAGCCCCCCGCCGCCCCGGGAAGAGCCCCCCGCCCCCGCCGCCGAUGUGUCUGGGGACGGGGGCCGUGCUGGGGUGGCAGGAUCGUGUGGCUCCCCAUCCUGA